This is a messenger RNA of Episyrphus balteatus (marmalade hoverfly), 1074 nucleotides long. RefSeq lists its product as uncharacterized. The transcript has 2 exons. The coding region runs from base 1 to 1074 and encodes 357 amino acids. Lineage: Eukaryota; Metazoa; Arthropoda; Insecta; Diptera; Syrphidae. The record is from RefSeq and is a predicted model, not a curated record.
AUGAUAAAUGUUGUAGCGAUUUUUCAAGAUUUCGAAAUUUCUUCAAAAUAUUUCAGCUACAGUAAUUUCGGAAAGUUCGAAAUCGAAGAAUUCAUUUGGAACAAUACAAAUUCUGUGGUUUUUCCAGAUCGAAUGCGAGAUCUUCAUGGAUUAACAUUGCCAAUACUUUUUGGAGGAUCAGAGUCAGGAGUCAUAAUAUCAAAAAACGUCAAUGGUAGUUGUACAAUAACUGGUGGGUUUUUGAAACAUUUCUUUGAAGCUCUUGCUAAAAAGCAUAAAGCCAAAUUGAACAUAUCUAGUGUCAGUAUCUCCCAUUCUUCAAAUCAUCUUCAUCAUCUUGUUUUAAAUGAAACAAUUGAGAUAGGAGGUGCCAGUAUGGAAGUGAUACAAUUUCCAAAUCAAUGGUUUUCAUAUCCAUACAUGCUGUACGAUUGGGGUGUCAUGGUACCUGUGGAGCCAAACAUCCCUGUGUACAAAAUCUUCGCAUUUGUAUUUCAUUGGGAAGCAUUUUUAAUAACAUUCCUGACAUUCAUAUUGCUUUCUAUAGCACUUGCAAUAGCUGCUAGUUACUCAAGGCCAUCACAUUUGCCCUUCUUCACACGGGAUUUCCUAGAUUGUUUACGUGGAAUUCUUGGACAGUCUUUUACAGAAGUACCAAGUUCUUCUAAUACCACAAAAAUCAUCUAUUCGUUGAUAUUUUUGCUGGGAAUUAUGAUGGUUACGUCAUAUGAUGCAUUUCUUCAGUCCUUCAUGACCAAACCACCGAGGGAAAAAUUUAUAAAUUCCUUUGAAGAUCUUCAAUUGUCUGGUUUAAAAAUCUUUGCUUAUAAACCUGAUAUCGAUGCAUCGAUGUACACAAUAAGGCCAAAAUUCAUGAAAAAAUAUUUAAAUUUAUUUCAACUUGAAUCGAAUUUUGAGACUUUUACAAAAAUUCGAAAUUCUUUAAAUACCAAUUAUGCCUACACAUUGAAACAACAACGAGUUCCAAAUGAUAUUAUAGUUAUGUUUCUGGAGCUCCGAAUUAUAGUUUUUGUUAAUUCCAUUUUGCCAGAUGAUGCUAGUUGUAGUACUUAG